Ixodes scapularis (black-legged tick) is the source of this 5306-nucleotide messenger RNA. It is a transcript of the gene Orp8, whose product is annotated as oxysterol-binding protein-related protein 8. Bases 405 to 3338 code for a protein of 977 amino acids. The record is from RefSeq and is a predicted model, not a curated record. Gene Ontology annotation, molecular function: cholesterol binding. The transcript has 19 exons. NCBI's taxonomy places the organism in Eukaryota, Metazoa, Arthropoda, Arachnida, Ixodida, Ixodidae. Gene Ontology annotation, cellular component: intracellular membrane-bounded organelle; cytosol; membrane.
AACGCAAGUUGCCGCCCAGUUCAAUGGUCAAAGCCAAAUCUUUAUAUCCACUAAUUUUUAUCAUUUUGUAAUUUUUAUGUUGCACUUUUUCUGGUCGCUUCCAUUAGUAAGAGUUGGUUCACGCUGCAGCGUUCCUGAAUAACAAAUUAGCAGCCUAAAACACUGCCACGGCCAGGGAAAUUUUCUUGCUCGCAAGUAGCGGCAUCAGCAGUUCGACCGAAGUGUCUUGGCCGGGCCGACGGCGACUGACGACGGCGAUGUCGUCGGCGGGCGUGCCGCUGACGACGGAAGCGUGAAGUGGCGUGUGGUGUGUGUUCAGCAGGCCGUGGUUCAGGCCGGCCGAAGAACCUCGCUGCAUCCCUUGGGACCAACGUUCGUGCUCGAGCCAUGAGAAUGACAACGUGAUGGAUCCUGCGGCGAUGUUCAAAGAAAACCGUUCAGUAAGCUCUCCAGCUGAGGCGCCACCCAUCACUCCAACUUCAGCGCCGGGUCGGACUACGGGUUCGUUCGGAGGCGCUAUGGCGCGCUCCGGACCGACGAACGCAUCAGGGGCCAAAGAAAGUCGGCGUACGUCCGCGUCGAUUCUGUCCCGAACUCCCUUUUCGAGCUUUCCGCCUUCCAAGGACUGGUUCAAGACGCCGUCGUCACCAGUCGGUCCCGAGGCCAGUGGUGAGGAGCCGCGACUCUCUGACACACAGAGCACCACCUCGCUGUCACCGAAGGGGGACAUGACAGCGGUGGACUCUUCUCAGCAGUCUGCCAAGCUGGCCAAGAGAGAGUCGUACAAGGCCCAGCGCAAGCACUACCGCUGCGAGAAGAAGCGGGUGGCCAUGGAACUGUCGAGCACACUCACGGACCCUUCCAUCAUCGUGCUGGCCGACUGGCUCAAGGUCCGUGGCUCCCUCAAGGGCUGGACCAAGCUGUGGUGUGUCCUCAAGCCGGGCCUACUGCUGCUGUACAAGAGCCCAAAGAUUGCCAAGAGUAGCCAGUGGGUGGGCACAGUGUUGCUGAACGCUUGCGAGCUGAUCGAGCGACCCUCAAAGAAAGACGGCUUCUGCUUCAAGAUCUUCCAUCCACUGGAGCAGUCCAUCUGGGCAUCCAGGGGUCCACGCAACGAGGCCAUUGGGGCAUUGGUGCAGCCUCUGCCCGUAAGCCACCUGAUCUUCCGGGCCCCCUCCGAGGCGGCGGGGAAGUGCUGGAUGGAUGCCCUGGAGCUGUCGUUGCGCUGCUCCUCCCUGCUCCUGCGCUCCAUGUCAUCUGCUCCGAGCGGCGUCUCGCACGCGGCCUCCUUCAGGGAGGGGCGGCCGCGGGAGACGCACGAGGCGGGGGAUGCCGAGGUCCCUCUGCUGACGAGCCCCACGGCCAUCGCUCCGUCCCAGCAGCGUCAGCUCUGGAACGAGAGCGACCUCGAGAACCACUUCCGCGACCAAGACCUCGGUGACGACGCACCCACCGACGACCAGAGGGACAACGACGGCACCCAGAGCUUGCGAUCGACGGACUCCGACUCUGACGAAGAGGACCCGCAGAGGUUGACAGAGGACAGCGGGGAGGCGGAAGAGGAGGCGGAAGUUCCGGAGACCCCCUACCAGGAGGAGAGCAACGAAGAACUGGGCGUCGCCGGCGACGCGGGCCAGACGGAAGAGGUGGCCGAGGAGAACAAGAGCCUGAUCUGGAGCCUGGUGAAGCAAGUGCGGCCCGGCAUGGACCUGUCCAAGGUGGUCCUGCCCACCUUCAUUCUGGAGCCACGCUCCUUCCUGGACAAGCUCGCCGACUACUACUACCACGCCGACAUCCUGUCACGGGCGGUACAGGAAGACGACCCCCUGACACGCAUGAAGCUGGUAGUUCAGUGGUACCUCUCGGGGUUCUACAAGAAGCCCAAGGGACUAAAGAAGCCUUACAACCCAAUCCUUGGUGAAGUCUUUCGCUGCUGCUGGAAGCAUCCAGAAACGGGCAGUCGCACCUUCUACCUCGCCGAACAGGUGUCCCACCACCCUCCAAUCUCUGCCUUCUACGUGAGCAACAGGCCCGAUGGGUUUUGCAUCAGCGGGACCAUCUUGGCCAAGUCAAAGUUUUACGGCAAUUCGCUGUCGGCCAUCCUGGAAGGGACAGCGCGGCUGUGCUUGCUCACGCGUGGCGAGACGUACAGCAUCACGAUGCCAUACGCCCACUGCAAGGGCAUCCUCAUGGGCACCCUCACCAUGGAGCUGGGCGGAAAGGUCAACCUGGUCUGCGAGAAGACUGGAUACCGCACCGAGCUCGAGUUCAAGCUCAAGCCUUUCCUGGGCGGUGCCGAGCUGUGCAACCUGGUGACGGGAAAGGUGAAGCUGGGCAAGGAGACGCUCUUCCUCAUCCAGGGACACUGGGACGGGCAGAUCACCCUCCGAGACAAGAGGACCGAGGAGGAGCAAGUCUUGUGGAACCCAAGUCACGAAGUUCGAGCCAAGCGUUUGAAACGCUCCACUGUUCCCCUCGAUUUGCAGCAGGACUUUGAGUCUGAGAGGCUGUGGCAGCACGUGUCGGCAGCCAUUGUGCGUGGGGACCAAGUGGCGGCGACGGAGGAGAAGACGCUCCUGGAGGAGGCCCAGCGGAGGGGUGCCAAGGAGCGCCAGGCCCGCAUGGAGAAGUGGGCGCCCCGCUUCUUCCUCCAGGACAUGCUCACGGGCGACUUCCUCUACAAGCACGCAGACUGGCGACCCUGGGACCCCCGGAACGACGUGGUGCAGUUUGAGCGUGGCGGCGUGAUUCAGAGCAAGACGCGUCACCAGACCCCCAUUGUGCCGUCCGGCGGCAGCCUGGUGAGCGUCGAAGGCAGCCCCCCCGAGCCGCCAGGCGGCCUGAGGAGGAGGGUGCUGCACUCGAGCCCCCACCACCCGCAUCGUCAUCACCACCACCACCACCACUCGACCGCGGUAGGGUGUGCCAAGAAGGAGCGCAAGAAGAAGGGCAGCAAGACCGGGGCCCCCUGCCUGCCCCACAGCGAGAGCUCCUCGGCCGAGCACGGGGCGCGCUUCUCGUGCGACUCUACCGACAGCGAGGUCCAUGCCGUGGAACCCGGCAAGACGGUCCCCCAGCGCCUGGGGCUGCACCAGCACCGCCUCAUCUCGGGAGCCAUGUCCCAGGUGCUGGGACCUGCGCUGGGGCCCCUCCACAAGUCCCUGGAGGACGCCACAUCGAUGCUGACCACUCUUCAGCGCCACCUGGAAGCGGCCCUAGCCCAGCAGCGCCGCAUCGAACAGCAGCUGGCACAGCGCAGUGACCUGACGACGGUGGCAGCGGUGGUGCUCGUUCAGCUGGUCCUUCACUGGAUCAUCUGGGCAUGGUCCUCCUCUUGAUCACGCUCCGAGCGUCGGAGCCUACGAGGGGAAGAACUGGGUCGUCUGCUUCUAGAAGUUCAAGACGGGUGGCGGGUCAUCGGGGUGCUUUGCUCUUGCGUGGCACAAGCGCCGUAUGGAGCGAUCCGUCGAAAGGCCAGGGGAUACGACGUAUUUGGGAAUAUUGAGAAGGUUUGUGAGCCACAUCUCUUAGGUAACAAGGGCCGUAGUGCUGAAUUUUCAGCAUCGCCUAAAGGAGGCCAACGCGGGGUACAGCUUGGACACGAGAGCUGCGUCAGCGUUCUUGUGUCCAAUCUGUUGGUGUGGAUACCCUUAUGCCUCGCGUUCGGCUGAAACUAGUGUUGGACCGGUAAGAAUGAGUCCCAGGCGAACGCCGAUGCAGCGGUCACAUCCAGUCCAUACCCCGCAUAUGCCUCCUUCGGUUUAUAUAGAAAAUUCAGCGCUGCAGCCUUGUUAUGUAGGAAACAUUAGCCCCCAUACUGAAGCCGACCUCUACACUCUCCCCUCUACCUAAUUCUGCUUGUGGUGGAUGCCAACCACCGCCUUUGAAGAACUUGCUCGUUGGUAGUUGAGGGACAUGUAGUCGUAUUACUUUCUGCACGACCGCAGAUGUCCCAUUCAUGUCAACGGGCUGACGUUCUACGGAUGUCCGGUAGCGUCUCAAGGGGUGUCCUGGGAGACGUGCUCGAUGUCCGGUAGGUGUGGGUGUGUAGGUUUCCUUACGAGCAUUGGGGGCGAGAACAAAUCGAGACUGCCCAUCGUCGAACCGUGUACCGCUCUGUUGAGGCGGCCCGUUGCAUGGUGGCUUUUCUCUCUUGUCGACGGGAACAAUUUUCGGAUGGGGUGACGUGCAAUCUUGCAAGGUGUUUGCAGUCUGCAGUCUCUAGCUGUGAUGCGGUUCCCGUUUUUACAGCACCCUGCACAAGCGCUUCUCCUUGCUUUUUUUUUAUAUAGCGGCUAGGUUUGGGGGUUUCUUAUCCCUAGCUGGGUUAGGCGAAUAGCUUUCGGGUAGUAUUUUGCGGCAGCACCGAGUAUGGUGGGACGCCAACGAUCGUGCCUGCUUCGAUCGGGUAUAUGCAACCGCACUCGGUGUUAUUGCGGCGUUCAGGCUUUUGCAGCCGGACAUAUCUAAUUCAACUUUCCAACUUUGCCAGGGUAUUGUGCGCUCCACGUCGGUGCCACUUUGCGAGACCUAGGAAGCCAAGUAACCUGUGGAGCAGGUCUGAGUGGUAUAUAUAUAGAACGGUGACAAGCAACUUUUUCUGGGGUUCAACUAGCUUCGCUUUCCUCGCAGUAAAGAUGCUUCAGAGAAGUGAGGCUCUGCUGUCUUUCAAGUGUUUCCUAUAGAAACCUGCACAAAACUAGUCCGACAUGGUGGCAACUGUUUGGAACCACAGCUGUUUUUUUCUUUUUCAUUAUUUUUGUUACAUACUUUUUCCUCAUCCAUGCUUUCCCGGUGUGAGUGGCACGAUGGAAAUGUUAUUGUUUGUUUGUUUUGGAGUUAUAUCACCCUGAUUUUUUAAAUGUUUGUCGUUGUGCGUAAAUAGAAUUAUGGACGUUUUUCAGAAAAACAAAGAUGCCUGUUGCGCAUUGAAUCAUAUUGCUUUUUUGGUGUGGAUACUCAUAUCCCAAGGCAGCUUUUUCUGUCGAUCAUAAAUUUGAGCAGUAUUUUUUUUCGCCUGUUUAUGGUUUCUUUUUUUUUGUUUGCUAUUGUUACCUGAUUCUCAGUGUGGGGUGAAGUGUCCAAAAUAUGGCAUUUAUUUUCUAAUCGCUGUUGAAUUUCUUUGUUCAUGCUGGAGUGAAUAACUUUUGCCAUGUGAACUGUGAGCGUAUAAGAAAGAUUUAUUAAGCGCGUUCCAAGUGUCUGCUGAGACAUCUCGUAGCGGCGUUUGUUUGGCAUUGUUUCGCAGUUGUUUUAUAGGAAAGAAUGUAAGGUGUAAAUAAAAUGUAUAUGUAUACACACAACAA